Messenger RNA from Hyaloperonospora brassicae, 1614 nucleotides. NCBI's taxonomy places the organism in Eukaryota, Oomycota, Peronosporomycetes, Peronosporales, Peronosporaceae. The record is from the annotation of a GenBank genome assembly.
AUGGAUACGAUUCUGCUGAGUGACGCGCGCGGGCAUCGCAAUCAGCGAGUGGCGUUUGUUGCAGCCGUGCAACAGGUUCGACUGGACCAGCGCGUAAUGGUUGCGCGCCAGCGGGUCCAGACGUGUCAUGUCCUGCUCGUGGGCGAUCCGACUCGACAGUUUUUCAAGAUUACGUGCUGGGGAGACGCGCCGCCCACGUUGACGACGUACAGAGCGUCUUCGACGAGCUCAUGUUGCACGCAGUUUUCACGUUUGGACGCAGCGGUACAAGUUGGAGACAUUGUGCGUUUUGCUUCUUGCGGGAUCAAAGUCUACCGCGGUGACGUUGAGGCGCAGUUUGUGCAGCACACUGACGAAAUGGCUACGUCGUCGACGGGUCAGUUGCUAUAUCGGAAGGAUCGAUUCUUUGACAUGGAAGGCGUAUCACUCAAGAACUUGUAUCCGAUGAUUGAGUGGUACAAACGAAAUUGUCGAGAAGGUGUUGCCACGGAUGAUGAUGAUGGACUGGCGGCCGCUUUGGUGAAGACGGGAACGAACAGGUCGAUGCUCAAAGAUUUGCGUGAGAACAUGAUCGUGUCAGUUCUAUGCAAGAUACGGGACGUGGAGACCAAAGAAGCUGCGAAUGGUAGUGGAGGAAUCGAUGCUGCUUCAGAGCUAACGGGCGUCUUGCGUCGAGAGCUGGUCAUGCUCGACUCCGCCGGAGACGAGAUGAAUGUCAACUUUUGGGAUCGAUAUGCUGAGAAGCGGUUUGUUGCGCAGUUGCUUCAACACUGUGGUGCCGUCGAGAUUCGUGGCAUUGUGGUAAGCCUCCCAGCGUUAUCAAAUCGGCUGCUGGCAAACACGACACCACACACGACGUUCCGGCUAUUGGACCCGGGUGACCCCGAGUCGAUUGACUUUGAAAGGAAGCUCGCUUAUGUGAAGAAUGUGGAUCGCAGAAUCGCCACAUUCGGAGCGCCAGCCGACGUGCUGUCCUUUGCUUCGCUGAAAGAUCUGGCGAGUUCUCGAUUUGAGGGUCUGGCCACCUUGACAAACAUACGCGUCGAGCGAGUGUGCUUGAGCCGUCACUUUGGCUCUCAAGCCGCUGUCUCCGUGCGCUACGCUUCGCGUUUAGCAGAGCAAUUUUGUACUGGAUGCGAUCACGCCCUACCAGAACUUCCUUGUCGUGAUGCCGCAGCUCCCGUGCAGUACGGAGCUUGCCCGAAUCGAUGCGAGACGCACUCAGGUAGCAACGUUAGUACUGGAAGUGCCUGGAGGUACCGUCGCUUUUCGAUGAUUUUGUGCGACUCUUGGAACGAUCGAUUGCAAGUCGAAGCGGGUGAUCAGGUACUUGUAGAAAUGCUAGGGAACGUCGAGGCGCAAGCGAUGAUCGAGGGUCUACCACCAAACCAUCAGUUCGAUGCCGCGUGGGCUGUGACUACUCUCAUAAACGCCCUCGUCGACGAUGCAAAUCAAAGAUUUGAUGCAACGUUAAGGUGCGCCGCGGUAGAAAACCCGGACAAUCUUGGCCCAAACACUGGCAGCUACCAGGAGUCAAGCUGCGAUGAAGAUCGACUGGUUGGCCAACAAUAUAGCCUGUUGUCGCUAGUUCCGUGUGAUUUGAUUUCACCGUGA